AUGGGUAGAAGAAGCAGAGCUGCUAUGCUCCCAACAAAUAUUAUUCUUUUGCAGAAUUUGGUAAAACGUGAUCCAGAGUCCUAUCAAGAGGAGUUUCUUCAACAGUAUGCACACUAUGAAUCCUUGAGGGACAUAUUUAUGCUAAACGGUCUUACCGGUGGUGAUUCUGCCGCCGCUACUAACGGGCUGGUUGUAGGAAAUGGUUCAUCUACAAUGGCAGGGAGUAAUGGUACCACUAUCAGCACUUCAACCUCUCAACUUAUUGAAUUGGUUGGUUUUGUAUCCCAAGUUUGUUCAUGUUUCCCACGUGAGACUGCAAACUUUCCCUCCGAAUUAAAGCAGCUUCUAUUGGAACAUCACAAGUCAUUGCCAUUUGAAUUGAAGGAAAAAAUCCUAAGUUGUUUAACAAUGCUAAGAAAUAAAAACGUCAUUACCGCUGAGGAAUUGAUUCAAAGUUUGUUUCCAUUGCUGGUGGCCUACUCUUCCCAUGGUAAUUCCCUUGGUGCCAAUUCACAUGCUAAGGAGUUAAGAAAAAUCAUCUAUACGAAUUUAAUAUCCUUAUUGAGAAGUUGUAACACUAGUGGUAAGAACCAGAAAUUAAACAAAUCCACACAAGCAGUUUGCUUCAAUCUGUUGGACAAACCAGAUUCUCAGGGUGUUUGGGCUACAAAAUUAACUAGAGAACUUUGGAGACGUGGUAUUUGGGAUGAUUCAAGAACUGUAGAAAUUAUGACCCAAGCCGCUUUACACCAGGAUGUUAAGAUUGCCAUGUCAGGUGUAAUGUUUUUCUUAGAUGCUGAUAGAGAGCGUGAAGAGAAUUUUGAAGAAAAAUCGGAUGAUGAAGAUGGAUUCGAUUUGGAUGCGUUAAAGCAUAAAAUGCAAGUCAACAAAAAAUCAGGUAGACGUGGUAAAAAGCUAGAAAAUGCCAUAAAAACUGUUAAAAAAAAGCAGAAGAAUGGUCCAGGUACUCCACAAGGUUACUUGAAUUUCAGUGCCAUCCACCUUUUGAGAGAUCCACAAGGGUUUGCUGAAAAACUAUUCAAAGAACAUCUUUCGGGUAAAACGAAAAACAAAUUCGACCUCGAACAAAAAAUAUCUUUGAUGCAUUUACUAUCAAGGCUAAUUGGUACACAUAAGUUGAUUGUUUUGGGCAUUUACACAUUCUUCUUAAAAUAUCUAACUCCAAAGCAAAGGGAUGUUACUAGAAUUAUGUCAGCAUCUGCUCAAGCAUGUCAUGACCUUAUCCCACCUGAAGUUAUAAACGUCAUGGUUAGAAAAAUUGCCGAUGAGUUCGUAUCAGAUGGUGUCGCCAAUGAAGUUGCUGCUGCUGGUCUUAAUACCAUCAGAGAAAUAUGUUCUCGUGCACCAUUAGCCAUCGAUGAAAUCUUGUUGCAAGAUUUGGUAGAGUAUAAGGGAUCUAAAGCUAAAGGUGUUAAUAUGGCUGCCAAGUCGUUGAUAGCGCUAUAUAGAGACGUUGCACCGGAAAUGUUGAAGAAGAGAGAUCGUGGUAAGAAUGCGGCCAUGGAAGUUCAAGGAGCCAGAAGAGAAGGUAAAGAUUCAAGAAGACCACAAUUUGGUGUUGAAAACAAUGUCCAAGGGAUUGCUGGUAUUGAACUACUAGCUAAAUGGAAAAAAGAAAAUGGUGACGAAGAUGAGGAUGAGGAUGCAGAGGCUAACUGGGAAGUAGAUGCCGGCGGCCAAGACGGAGAAGUCGAUGGUGAAUGGGUCACCAUGGACAGUGACAAAGAAUACGAGGUCAAUAUGGAAGAUAGUGACGAAGAAAAGGAUAAAGCUGACGAAAAAGAAAUAGAUUCCGACUUGGAACUAAGCGGCGACGAUGAAGAUAAAGAAGAAAAGAAGAAACAAGAAAUUAUGGACAUGGAUCCUGAAGCUGCCUUCCGUGAAAUUGCUUCCACCCGUAUUUUGACUCCUGCCGAUUUUGCCAAGCUACAAGAAUUGCGUAAUGAAGACAGUGUUGCUAAAAUUAUGGGUGUUCACAAGCAGGACAGACGUGAAGAGCUAGUCGAUUCAAACACACUAACUGGUCCUAUCAGAUACAAGCAGUCACGUGAAGAAAGAUUACAAAAAGUGCUGGAAGGUCGUGAAGGUAGAGAUAAGUUCGGUAGUAGACGUGGUAAGCGUGACAAUGUUCGUUCCACUACCAAUAGAGAAAAGGAAAGAAGAAAGAAUUAUGUCAUGUCCAUUCACAAGAGAUCCGUCAGAACUAAACAAAAAAUGUCAUUACGAGACAAACAAGUGGUGUUGCGUGCACAUAUCUCCAAACAAAAGAAGAAGGGGUACUAG
This is a messenger RNA of Saccharomyces eubayanus, 2304 nucleotides long. It is a transcript of the gene SDA1, whose product is annotated as Sda1p. Gene Ontology annotation, cellular component: nucleolus. Gene Ontology annotation, biological process: ribosomal large subunit biogenesis; ribosomal large subunit export from nucleus. Bases 1 to 2304 code for a protein of 767 amino acids. The transcript has a single exon. The record is from RefSeq and is a predicted model, not a curated record. Lineage: Eukaryota; Fungi; Ascomycota; Saccharomycetes; Saccharomycetales; Saccharomycetaceae.